AAAAUGUAGGAAACAGUCGUUUGUAAUAUAUCUACUGUACGUUGUACUCUGAACUGAGUGUAGUUGUGUGUUGUGUACAUAUGUAAAUAGCUUCGUGAGUUGUAACUUUGUGGAGAAAACAUGUGUCUACAAUGCCUGUUUGUUUGUUGUCAGGAUCAGGACGAUUUCGGGGGCGGCGUGAACGUAGUCGACGGUAUUGACUUCGGGGGCGGCGGCGGAGUGCACGUUGUAGAUAAUGUAGAUUUUGGGGGCGGUGUUAAUGUCGUCGAUCAUGUUGACUACGGAGGCGGGGGCGUUCAUGUCGUCGACAAUGUAGAUUUUGGGGGCGGUGGAGUGCACGUUGUAGACAAUGUAGAUUAUGGGGGCGGUGUGUCCGUAGUUGACAAUGUAGAUUAUGGGGGCGGUGUGUCCGUAGUAGAUAAUGUAGACUACGGGGGUGGAGUCCACGUGGUAGAUAAUAGUGGCUACGGGGGUGGAGUGAAUGUGGUCGAUCAUGUAGAUUAUGGGGGCGGAGUGCAUGUUGUCGAUGGAAACGACGGGGGCGGUGGGGUUCAUAUUGUCGGCUGAUUUAUCUGGUAACAAACAUGUGGUCAUUAUCAUUAAAAUAAAAUAAAAUCGUUGGACGGAAACUAAUCUACUACGUACUUUAAUUAAAAUAGUUGUAAAUAUAAUUUUGUAUUAUUUUUUAAA
Molecule: messenger RNA, 690 nt
Organism: Helicoverpa armigera (cotton bollworm)
Lineage: Eukaryota; Metazoa; Arthropoda; Insecta; Lepidoptera; Noctuidae
Exons: 3
Coding region: 121-567 (148 amino acids)
Source: RefSeq, a predicted model, not a curated record